This is a messenger RNA of Centropristis striata (black sea bass), 2232 nucleotides long. RefSeq names its product platelet-activating factor acetylhydrolase, isoform Ib, gamma subunit (gene pafah1b3). Lineage: Eukaryota; Metazoa; Chordata; Actinopteri; Perciformes; Serranidae. The record is from RefSeq and is a predicted model, not a curated record. Bases 273 to 944 code for a protein of 223 amino acids. The transcript has 6 exons.
UUAGCUGUAGCUGCUUGGAAACACAGUAACUAACCUUAAGUUUAACCUCAUGUCAUGUGAGACAAAUAAUAUUAAUAAUUUAUUAAGAAACAUUUUACACAAACUUAAAAUCGUUAAUUAACGGAGCCGCUUACCUGUCGCCGUUUUUUGCCGCUUGUAAAUGUCGUUGCUCAGCAACAUGUCGUAGAUGCGUUCCUUUGCGCAGCACCAACUCCCAUGAACGUCAACGAGCUGGGCGAGUCCACUUACACAGGCGAAGAGAGAGCCAAGUCAUGAGUGCAGAAGACCCAAACCCCGCCGCCACACCCACUCCCUGUGAAGACACCCAGGGAGAUGGUCGAUGGAUGUCUAUGCACAACCGCUUUGUGUCGGACAGCAAAGACAAAGAACCUGAUGUCCUCUUUGUUGGAGACUCUCUUGUUCAGCUCAUGCACCAGUUUGGGAUAUGGCGGCAGCUGUUCUCUCCUCUCCAUUCCCUCAAUUUUGGGGUGGGUGGUGAUGCAACACAACAUGUGCUGUGGCGACUGAGCAAUGGCGAACUGGAUAACAUCAGCCCGAAGGUGGUUGUGCUGUGGGUAGGCACUAACAACCAUGGUCAGACUGCUGAACAGAUCUGUGGAGGUAUCAUGGCUAUUGUGCAAGUCGUCAAGAACAAGCUCCCCCAUGCCCGGACACUUAUCCUUGGUAUCCUGCCCAGAGGUAAACUGCCAAACCCUCUGCGGGACAGAAAUGCCAAGGUGAAUGAGCUAGUCCAGGAGGCCAUAUCUUCCCUCCCCCACGCCUCUUUCCUCAACGUGGACCCAGGAUUCGUCCACUCCAAUGGUAGCAUCUCCCAUCAGGACAUGUACGAUUACCUUCACCUGACCCCUCAUGGCUAUCAGGCUGUGUGUGAACCCCUGCACGCCCACCUCAAGUCUAUGCUAGAUAAGCCAGCUGAGAACUGAGCAACCAGGGCAAAAACUUACACUACCACAGUGGUCCUCAUCCCUGUUUCCAGGGAGCAUCACACUCAGCUUAUUAACACACCGUGAGUGAUGGAUAGAAUCAGUUAUUUGGGGCUAAAAGCUGGAUAAAUUAUUUGUGUAAGUCCUCUCCAUGGCCAGGGUUGGUGACCACUGUUAAAGAUUAUGGGACCAUAAAGUUGUUUUGGGUUUUAUGAUACAGUCAGAAAUUAUAAGUGCUCUGCUAUAGAGAGACAAAGUCUUGCCUCAAAUCCUGGUAAUUAUCUGUUCCACUAGCUUUUGGUCGUCAGUGUUUUUCCAUAGAAGGAUUAUUUUUCUCUGCCACAUGAUACAAAUGAUGAAUAUGAUAUGGGGAACUCCCUGUCUGUCACCCGUAGGAGUCGGAGCCAGACAGGGAAAUGACAUUUGAAGAGAUGACACUUAUACAUAACUAACUCCAGUGGUUAUCAACAAAGCUUUUUAAAAAGAUGCAGCAACUUUUUACACUCAUGAAGAAAUGCUGAAGGUCAAAAAAUGAGUUGCUGCACCUUUAUUAAAAACUUUUUGUACAACCGGGUGCUCUAGAUUUCAUCCUUUCACCGCACCUUUCUGCCUCAGAGCAUGAACAGAUAUCGGCUUUUAAGAAAAGAAAAAAACGUACACAACAAAAGACAUUGUCUGCCUGAGGCUACAGGAACAGGAACUACAGUAAUUGGAAAAGGUUGUGAGACUUUGGCUCUUUAGAUGUCAGGAUAUUUACGGUAAAAAUACAUGAGAUGCGAAAACUGCCCUUACCAGGAAAUUGCUAUAAUUGUGGUUUCUCAGUUUCACUAAGUUCCACGAGUUACAUUUAUUUGGCAAUAGCUUUAUUUACUCCGUUUUGUUGUCUUGUGUCUUUUGUAUAUGUUAAUUUGAAUGACCAAAUGUUUUUGAUUGUCCAUUACUGUUUACUUGCCUUUUAUCAUGUCACAUUUCUGAUUAAUUACCCUUGUACAUUUCUGCUUCACCUAUUGUAACAGCAACAUGCUUUGAUGUGAGAGGCUGGGUUUUGUUCCCAACAUGGAUUUAUUUGAGUAGGUUGUGAAGUUGUAUAAAUAUAUCCAAAGUUGCUUGUGCUAUAAGAAUAAUCUCAUCUGCAACACAAUGGCCAAUCAGACUGUUUAACAAGGCUUUACUUCACACUAAAAUGCCUCUGAGCCGCUUGGAAAAGGAUUGUGCUACAGAACUUGAAUUAUGCUUCAGGAUUGCUGAUUGUGUAAGUGAUGAAGAAUGCAAUAAAUAUGAAAAAUGC